AUGAACAACUGUUUUCAAUGCUCAGAAGAAAAAUACCCAAGCAAGGAGCAAGAUCGAUGUCUUCCCAAAAGAAGAAACUUUCUGUCAUAUGGAGAAGGCUUAGGCGUCACUUUCACUUCACUUGCAGUUGUCUUGUCCCUCAUCAAUGCUGCAGUGUUAGGAAUUUUCAUAAAGCAGAGAGAGACCCCCCUUGUCAAAGCCAACAACCGAGACCUCACCUACACUCUCCUCAUCUCUCUACUCUUCUGCUUCCUCUGCCCUCUGCUGUUCCUUGGCCAACCAAGGGAAGGCACCUGCCUUCUCCAACAACCAGCUUUUGGGAUGGUCUUCUCUCUGGCUAUUUCCUGUGUGUUAGCUAAAACCAUCCUUGUCUCUCUCGCCUUCAUGGCCACAAAACCCGGGUCAACCGCAAAGAAAUGGAUAGGGAAAAAAUUGGCCCUUUCCAUUGUCUUUUCUGGCUCUGUCAUUCAAAUAGGCAUUUGUCUGUUUUGGUUGGCAAGUUCUCCCCCAUUCCCUGAUUUAGAUAUGGACUCAGUUAUUGAGGAAGCCAUUCUGCAGUGUAAUGAAGGGUCUCCCGCCAUGUUUUAUCUUGUCUUGGGCUACAUGGGCCUCUUGGCUACUGCCAGCUUCAUUGUUGCCUUCCAUGCCCGAAAAUUACCUGACAGUUUCAAUGAAGCCAAGUUCAUCACCUUCAGCAUGUUAGUGUUUUGCAGCGUCUGGAUAUCCUUUCUUCCCACCUACUUGAGCUCCAAGGGGAAAGACAUGGUGGCCAUGGAGGUCUUCUCCAUUUUGACCUCCAGUGCUGGGUUACUGGCUUUCAUCUUUUUCCCUAAAUGCUACAUCAUUGUGCUGAAACCUCAUUUGAAUGACAGAGAAUUAUUAAUUAGGAGAAAAUAA
This is a messenger RNA of Candoia aspera, 897 nucleotides long. Its product is annotated as vomeronasal type-2 receptor 26-like. Gene Ontology annotation, molecular function: G protein-coupled receptor activity. The transcript has a single exon. Gene Ontology annotation, cellular component: plasma membrane. Gene Ontology annotation, biological process: G protein-coupled receptor signaling pathway. NCBI's taxonomy places the organism in Eukaryota, Metazoa, Chordata, Lepidosauria, Squamata, Candoiidae. The record is from RefSeq and is a predicted model, not a curated record. The coding region runs from base 1 to 897 and encodes 298 amino acids.